UCGUGGGCCUGUGGGAGCGCCCGGGUCUUUCUGUCACCCAAUACCUCGCUGGCAGGAGCGGACCUCGGAACGGAUAAGAACGAAGCUAACAAAAUAGUUCCGAUGUGCCAUUCAGUUUCGUAAACAGCAAUUUUUUUUUUUUUUUUUUUAGAUAAGUCUCCCGUUUUCUUAACAUCGAAAACGAGAUUCGUGUGUUUGUGCGUUGUGUUUUGGUUUCCGUCUGAAGCAAGGAAGAUGGCGUUUUCGUGGACUUCGAGAGCAAUUCUUCUCGUAGCGGCUGUGGCCGUCGGUCUCUUUAUUACCACGAAGGCAGAAGUCCCGAAGGAAGGCCACUGCAUCUGGUAUGGGAUGUGCCACAAGAACCCGCAGAAGAACACGACAGACAAGUCCAUGUUCCUCAACUGUGCUUACGAGGGACCGGCCAAGCUCCUGGAGAACGCGACUGCUAUAGACGCAAUGAAGACACACUGUCCGGAACUCUUGGACGAAAUAACUGCUGAAGACGGCUCCAUCAGCACGUGUUGCGGCGCCGACAACAUCCUGGACAUGACGACCAACUUCGGGCAGCUGGACGCCUUCGUGAACCGCUGCCCCGCCUGCAUGACCAACAUCAAGAAGAAUUUCUGCUACUUCACCUGCCAUCCAAGACACUCGACCUUCCUCAUGCCAACUGCGCUGUACGAGACGGAGGGCAUGACAUCCGUCUAUUCCACCGACUUCAUCAUCCAUCCACAAUAUACCAACGACACCUUCGACUCCUGCAAGAACGUGUACUCGCCGGAGCUCAACAUGCCCUCCCUGGAGAUCCUCUGUGGGAGCGCCGGGAGGGACUGCACUCCUGAAAAGCUGUUCUCCUACUUCGGCAACAACGACUUCGCGCCCUUCAACAUCACGUACAGGUGGGCGACCGAGGACCUCGAGGGCGUGAGCAACAUCUACGACAACGCCACUCUCACCAUGCACCCCUUCGACGUCCCCACCACGCCCUGCAACUCCUCGGACCCCGCCAUGCACUGCCUCUGCUCCGACUGCCGCUCCUCGUGCCCGACCCUCCCUGAGACGCCCGAGGAAGGUGGCCUGCCUAUGGUCGGGAGCAUCGACGCCCUCACCUUCUCCCUCAUCCUCAUCUAUCUAGUGGGCGUCGUGGUGAUAGUUACCGCGUCUUGUUGUUGGAGCAAAAGAUAUGGAGGUUCUCCCACGGCGCCUGACAACGUGGGCGACCCCGGCUGCUUCGAAAAACUCUCUGCGAAGAUGGAAAAGUCGAUCAAACGAGGCUUCUCGGUCUUCGCGAGGUUCGUUGCCAAGCACCCCUUUUUCUUCAUCUUCGUCGGCCUGGUUCCUGUUCUUCUUCUCAGCAUUGGUAUCAUGUAUCUACAGCUGACCACCGACCCCGUGGAGCUUUGGGCGUCGCCGACUUCGAGGUCGAGGAAGGACAAGGACUACUUCGACUCCCACUUCGCCCCCUUCUAUCGCACCACGCAAAUCAUCAUCAAGGCCAAGAACUACGACUGGUUCAACGUGACCACGGAGCCCACCCCCGGCGCCUUCAAGACCUACCGCUUCGGACCGGCGCUCAACGAGACCUUCCUGAUGGAGGUCAUGACGCUGCAGAACGAAAUUGAAAACCUCGUCGGGAAACUCGAGGGCGAGAACGGGCCAGAGAACGUGACCCUGAGGGACGUCUGCAUCAAGCCCCUCGCGCCGCAGGAGGACGACUGCCUGAUCCAGAGCGUCGUCAACUACUGGCAGAACGACCCCGAGGAACUGCAGAAGGAUAUCGACGAGGGCGACUUCGAAUUUGCGCGCCAUUUUAUCUCCUGCGUCAGCAACCCCGUCCAGCUAUCUCCUGACUUGUGCCUGGGGUCCUACGGCGGCCCCAUCUUCCCAUACACCGCCCUCGGAGGCUUCCUGAAGGAGGACGACCUCAUCUCCGACAGCCCCUCCUACUGGGAGUCGACGGCGCUGGUCAUCACCAUCCUCCUGGCGAAUCAGAACGACAAGUCGCUUCUCGGACCUGCCUUGGCGUGGGAGGAAAGGUUCCUCGAGUACAUGAAGGAGAUCGUGUCGGACGGGAACCUCACCCUCAACAUGGACAUCGCCUACAACGCCGAGCGAGGGAUCGAGGACGAGCUCGCGAGGGAGAGCAUGAACGACCUCCUCACGAUCCUCAUAAGCUACCUCAUCAUGUUCGCUUACGUGGCCAUCGCCCUUGGGAACGUGUCCUCCGAGUGCCGACGGCUCUUUAUCGAGAGCAAGAUCAUGCUGGCCCUCGGAGGCGUCACCAUCGUCAUGCUAUCGGUCUUCGCUUCUCUCGGCUUCUACGGCUUCGUCGGAGUGCCGGCCACGCUCUUCGUUAUGGAGGUAAUCCCGUUCCUGGUGCUGGCCGUGGGCGUGGACAACAUCUUCAUCCUGGUGCAGACGUGGCAGCGGGAGCCCCGUCAGGAGGGCGAGAGCGUCGAGGACCACGUGGGCCGCGUGGUGGGCAAGGUGGCCCCGUCCAUGCUGCUCUCCACGUGCGCUGAGGCCCUCUGCUUCUUCCUCGGAGGCCUUUCGGACAUGCCCGCCGUCUACGCCUUCGCCCUCUACGCCGCCCUCGCCCUCGUCAUCGACUUCUUCCUCCAGAUGACCUGCUUCGUGGCUCUCCUGACCCUCGACGCCAAGAGGGUUGAGUCAAACAGAUGGGACAUUUGCUGUUGCAUCGAAGGGGAAAAGCCAGAGUCCAAGAAACAAGAGGAAACCGUGUGCUUCAAGAUCUUCCAGCAUGUCUACGCUCCCUUCCUCCUCAAGGACAUCGUUCGCAUGAUCGUGUGCAUCCUGUUCCUGGGCGUGUUCUUGGCCUCCCUCGCCCUCACGCCCAAGAUCGCCGUCGGGUUGGAGCAGGACCUCUCCAUGCCUGAAGACUCCUUCGUCCUCAAGUACUUCAAGUACCUCAACAGCUACCUCUCCGUCGGCCCCCCGGUUUAUUUCGUGAUGACUGAAGGCUACAACUUCAGUGACUUCGACGAGCAGAACCUGGUGUGUCAAGUGUCCGGUUGCAAGGACGACUCCAUGCUCCAGCAGAUAUUCAUCUCUUCCCUAAAACCCGAAAGGUCGUACAUAGCUUCCGGCGCUUCGUCUUGGCUCUCCCCUUACUUCACGUGGCUCAAAGACAACGUGGGUUCGGGCUUCACCAUCGGUGCCUGCUGUCGGCUGGACAGCGAUGGCAACUUUAUCAACUCCUCGGCGUCGUAUGACAUGGACACCGCGACGACGUGCAUGCAGCCAGGCGACUUCGAGGACGGUCGCCCUCACCCCAAUCUCUUCAUGAAGCACCUCGAGGACUACUUGAGCGACAACCCCCAUGACACCAUGUGCCCCUCCGCCGGUCACCCAGCCUAUGGAGACGCAGUCAGGGUGCUCGAGAGGCCGUCAGGAGAGACCUACGUCGGCGCCAACUACUUCAUGGCGUACCAUUCCAUCCUGAAGACGUCCGAAGACUUCAUCAAUGCCAUGGACUUCGCGUACCAACUGAGCGCGAGCAUCACCGACUACCUGCAGAAGUACAGCAGUUUCACGAAGGACAUCGAAGUGUUCCCGUACAGCAUCUUCUACGUGUACUACGAGCAGUACCUGACGAUGUGGGCUGACACGGGCGUCAGCCUGGGCGUGUCCGUGGCCUCCGUGUUCGGCGUCCUGCUCCUGCUGACCUUUGACCUGGCCUCCUCGAUCAUCGUGCUGGUCACCAUCGCCAUGAUCGUCGUCGACAUGAUGGGCAUGAUGUUCUGGUGGAACAUCUCGCUCAACGCCGUCUCGCUCGUCAACCUGGUCAUGGCGGUGGGCAUUUCCGUAGAGUUUUGCAGCCACGUGACCCACGCUUUCGCCACCUCGGUCCAGCCCACGAGAUUAUUACGAGCCCAAGAAGCACUUUCUACCAUGGGCUCCUCAGUGCUGUCUGGCAUCACCCUGACCAAGUUCGGCGGCAUCAUCGUGCUCGGCUUCGCUCAGUCGCAGAUCUUCAGGGUGUUCUACUUCCGCAUGUACCUCGGGAUGGUGAUCAUUGGGGCGGCGCACGGCCUCGUCUUCCUGCCGGUGCUGCUGUCGCUCUGCGGUCCCAGACUCAACCGCGUGCUGGCGAACGAGGCGAAGGAGAGAGAGAAUAAAGGAGAAAAAGAAAAACAUGGAGAAGCCAACAUCGGGUUCCAGUCUGAUCUGCACUUGUAGAUAGAGAAUGAGGAAUAAAGAAGAGGAGAAGAGAGA
This is a messenger RNA of Penaeus vannamei (Pacific white shrimp), 4236 nucleotides long. NCBI's taxonomy places the organism in Eukaryota, Metazoa, Arthropoda, Malacostraca, Decapoda, Penaeidae. The record is from RefSeq and is a predicted model, not a curated record.